CUCACAGCGGCGGCAGGUGGGAGCUUGGAUGUUGAUAUCAACAUGGCGCUUGCCCGACAGACAAAGACAGUCAGGCUGGUGUGAUUGAGCCAAAAAAAAAAAAAAAAAAAAAAAAAAAAAAAAAAGCAGGGGGGAGGGGGGAAUUUCUCUUGGGGGAGUCGGGGCGGGGGCAUCGGAAGCUGCGGGAUUUUCACCCCCCACUGCUCUCCUCCCUCUGCACCCCCAUUAUUCUCCCCCUCACACUGGGACUGGGGAUCCCCCCCCCCCCGGUGCUGUUAAAUGGUGAGGUGGAGAAGUGACCAGAUCCAGAGAAUGGUAAAUAACACUGAAGACCCCUGCGAGGCUUUCUGACUUGCCCUCCUCAUGUAAAGUAUGCUCAGAACCUUUCCAGUAGUUCUGCUGGAAACCAUGUCUCACUACACAGAUGAACCCAGAUUUACUAUAGAGCAGAUAGACCUGCUUCAGCGCCUGAGACGUACUGGAAUGACCAGACACGAAAUCCUCCACGCCUUGGAAACCUUGGACCGUCUCGAUCAAGAGCAUAGUGACAAGUUUGGAAGAAGGUCUAGCUAUGGAGGUGGUUCCUACGGCAACAGUACCAACAAUAUCCCAGCAUCUUCCUCUACAGCCACAGCUUCUACGCAGACCCAGCAUUCUGGGAUGUCCCCAUCGCCUAGCAACAGUUACGACACCUCCCCACAGCCUUGCACUACUAAUCAGAACGGGAGGGAGAGUAACGAGAGGUUGUCGGCUUUCAAUGGGAAGAUGUCACCCACACGCUAUCCACUUGCAAACAGCUUGGCUCAAAGAUCGUACAGUUUUGAAGCUUCUGAAGAGGACUUGGACGUAGAUGACAAAGUGGAAGAACUGAUGAGGAGGGACAGCAGCGUGAUAAAGGAGGAAAUCAAAGCCUUUCUUGCCAAUCGGAGGAUUUCUCAAGCAGUUGUUGCACAGGUAACAGGUAUCAGCCAGAGUCGGAUCUCUCACUGGCUGUUGCAGCAGGGGUCAGACCUGAGUGAACAAAAGAAAAGGGCAUUUUACAGAUGGUACCAGCUUGAGAAGACAAACCCUGGGGCUACGUUAAGUAUGAGACCUGCUCCAAUCCCAGUAGAAGAGCCAGAAUGGAGACAGACGCCUCCCCCAGUCACAGCUACCUCUGGGACCUUCAGACUACGGCGAGGCAGUCGGUUCACAUGGAGAAAGGAGUGCCUGGCAGUUAUGGAAAGUUACUUCAAUGAGAAUCAAUAUCCUGAUGAGGCAAAGAGAGAAGAAAUUGCAAAUGCCUGUAAUGCAGUUAUACAAAAGCCAGGCAAAAAGUUGUCCGAUUUGGAACGAGUUACCUCCCUUAAAGUGUACAACUGGUUUGCCAACAGAAGAAAGGAAAUCAAGAGAAGAGCCAAUAUCGCAGCAAUCCUGGAGAGCCAUGGCAUAGAUGUACAGAGUCCAGGAGGCCAUUCCAAUAGCGAUGACGUCGAUGGGAAUGACUAUUCAGAGCAGGACACUUGGCAAGUACGCAAUGGGGAGGAGGAGGGAAGAUGUUCAGAGGGAGGCAGAGAAGCAGAGAAGGUAGAAGAAGACAGGAGGAUCUGCUCCAAACAAGAUGACAGCACUAGCCAUAGUGACCACCAAGAUCCCAUUUCAUUAGCCGUGGAAAUGGCAGCAGUAAACCACACCAUCUUGGCAUUGGCCCGGCAAGGAACCAACGAAAUCAAGACAGAGGCCCUAGACGACGACUGAUACAAAGAAGGGGGAGGGUCAAAACAAGAAGUAACUUAGUUUUAGACGUAGCACCUUAGCAGACUUUCCUCGGUCCUUAAUAUGUGUUCUUCUUACAGUAUAACUUUGCAGUUUCUUGUACGUCAGUUAGCUGUUAGGGUCUUGUUCUGUGAAGAUGGCAUGGUGCCCUCAGCCUUUGCAUAUACUCUCUCAGUAUUAAUUCCCAGUAAAUAAUCAGUCAACCAACCAACCUCCCUCUCCCAGCCCCAGUGGCUCGAAAAUCUUGCUGCUUUGUCUUAGCAUUCCAAGAAAGUGCUUCCAGGUAUUUUAGAGAGCCCUCAGUUCCAAGUCUUAGGCUACAUGUCAAAUCUUGGAUACCCUUAGACAGCAUGUAAAACUAGUCUGUACGCUUUUCCUUCUCCAAGACUGAAAGGAUGGAAGCUGAGGUAGAGGCUCAGGGUCGAUGGACACCAUAUUGGGAGUAUCAACAGAGAGUAAAAAGAACACUAGAAACCCCACUUCAGCAUGGGAAUAAGUGAUUUCCAGCUGCAAUAAGCCGUGCCUCACUGGUCACACAGUGACUUGAUAUACUUCUUUUGGGUACUGCGCUGAGCAUGUCCACGGGAAACAUAUUCACACAUUUUGGUUGAUGCUCACAUAUUCAACACAGACAUCCUCUACUCUCACAAGCUGCAUGGCUUAGUGGAUAAAAUACUGCCUUCUGCCUCUGGGACCAUGAUAGAAGCCCAGCCUGGGAUCACAUGAAAAAUGAGCUGAAUGUCUAAUGGAUGGCAGUCCACUUCUCAAAACCACUAUUCAUUAUUUGGCACAUCUAGCAGUGCCUGCUCCGAAGAGGUCUAGACUCUAUCGAUCUGUCAUAGAAGUUGCGUUACCUUUUGUUCUUCCUCUCACCUUUCCCCCUCCAGCCCCUCUCAAAAGCAAUGUUUUCAAAAAAAGGGAUUAAGAUACUAAAUGGGUGAGUUUGUACAAGUCUGUGUAACUACUGCCUGCAAUCCCAACAGGCCUGAAAGGUUAUUGAAGGACUUUGGUAUCUAGUUUCUGCUAGUUAUCAACAUGGCAUAAAUAUUCACCCAAAUAUGAACAUUUCUUAAAAGGCAGGAAGAUCUCCUCCUUGAGAUAUAGGGUGUAACGCUUUUGUGUUCUCUUUACUCUGUCCUUGUUAAGGUGUGAGAAAGCUAUACUGCUAAGACAAUUUAAUUAAUAAUGGGAAGCCAUAUUGAUAAUGGAUGUGGUAAUAUUUGUAAAGCAAACCUACUUUAAGUAGCAGAAACUAACGGAAUUGUUUUUCCUUGAUCAUAUGUAGCACUUUUGUUACUUUUUUCUUAAAGAUAUUUAUAUUUGAUAAAUCUUUUUUUUAUCAUUUGAGAAUUCAAAAUACCAAACGACAAACUUGCAUUACAGAGUCACCCUGUGAUCACCUUGUCAUCUAGUAUCUAAAUGAUGAACUGUGUAUGCAUCUAAGAAAAUUACAUCUGCUGGCAUUGUGUGGAAGUGAUCUCAUGGCAUCCUGAUAAAAGUGAUAUGUCGCUGCCGGUAAGAGGAAACUGUUCCUUGGAAGUAGCACGGGAUGCGUUAGAGACGGUCUAGGCUGCAUUAUAUCUUUGAAAAAAUGAAUACAUUUACAUAGCAUUGCCGUGGCAUUCCAUUUUAUCCUCCCUGCUAUAUGGAAAUAGUUUAAGAGGGAAGAUGGCUUUGUUUUGAAGCGUGGCUUUCCUUUGUCUUUUGUUCAUUUUUAAAGGUGAAGGGAAGUUACUAUGACUUGUUUAGUUUUUAUUCCUUCCCAUCUCCUCCUCAUCCCCCAGCUUUGCAAGAUGGUUGCAACUUGAAACCCUCAGAUAUAAUUGCAAGCACUUAGAAAAAGAAAGAAAGAAAAAAAGAUGAAAUUGUGGCACAUCAGCAGGGUUUUAGCCAGCCUUAAACCCCCUGAAGGUAAAGACUAACUAGAUCAUCUUUCAGAGUAGCAGCCGUGUUAGUCUGUAUUCGCAAAAAGAAAAGGAGGACUUGUGGCACCUUAGAGACUAACCAAUUUAAGCUUAUGCUCAAAUAAAUUGGUUAGUCUCUAAGGUGCCACAAGUCCUCCUUUUCUUUUUAGAUCAUCUUUAUGUCUGCUAAUCUUGUGAAAGCUGUUUAGGUAGAUGUGGGGGAGUUGGCACCUCUUUGUCCCUGUGACUUUGAAGAUAUAUAGGCAGGGCUUGGUCCAGUCGUUUAUUUAUGGAUUUCAUUGGAAAAUAUAUGUGCUUUCUUUAGCAGUAGAUCACUGAAGCAGAAUGGAGCUGUCUUUUUCUGUUUUAUUGUAUUUCUUGAGUAGGCGAAUUCAUGAAUAGUGUCAGAAUAGACUCAGGAAAGAAUGAAAUUGUUUCAGUCAUCAUUGCAGGGUUCUUUCUUUGUGUGUGUGUGUGUAUGAAUCUUUCGGUACUAGCGAGCAAGAGCGGGGGAGGGGUGUGUUUUUGCGCCGCAGGAUGAUCCAGCAAACUAGCUUCAGUGGAAUUUUACCUACUUAUUCAUACUACAGUCAUACACAGAGCUGACAAGAAACCACCACAAUUUAUUGCAAGGAGAUUUUAAUAAUCUAUGGCCUCUUUAUGCUGAUAUUUCCACCAGGGUUUGUUCUAGCUGUUGCAUUUUAAAGAAUCAAAUCAAACUGAUAGCUGCACUUACAAAAUAAAGAUUGCUUACAUUUUACCUUUAAAAAUUCAUUGUUUAAAACAAACAUCUAUUUAGAGAAUUAAGGAAGAAUAACACCAAUACAGUAAAGGCCAGAUCCUGACCUCUGCUGCACUGGUGUAAAUUUGAAAUAACUCCACUAAAAAUAAUGGAUUUACACCACUGUAUAGAAGAGAAUCUGGCCUUCACUCUGUCUAGCACCGUCUUGCAGCUCCUGUGUCUCAUAACGCAUCAAAAAGAAUAAGCAGAUGAACAACUUGUGUAUCAUUAGAGAUCAGUGGGUCUUCCAUCCUAAAUUGCAGCUUGCCGGUAAACAGCAGUCUUCCCCGCACCAGAGGAAAAGCAUAGGCUGAUUCAGUAGGUAAGAAAUGCCUUCGGUGAGCCAGGUGCAACAUAGUUCUGUUUAUCUCCCUUCAUCUGCAUUCUGUUUGGUCUCUGUGCAGCCCCCAGAAGAUAUGAUCAAGGAAUAUGACCUUAGCCAUCCUCAAUAUCCCGGUGACACUGAGCUCUCUAGCUCCCUCUGUAGCCCGCUGUGGACUGUUUCUUGAUUGACAGACACUUGUUUUGAUGAGGGGUAGCCGGUCUAGGCUCUCAUUAGAUAACUGUUGGGUACUGCGUUGAGGGAAACCUUUCAAGACACUUUGGAAUGGCUUCUGCAGCCUUGUCGUUCAGGGCGAGGACAAUGCUGGUGAGACAGCCCUGGAAAUUAAGCUUUGUUCUGGGUCGCUCCCUCAACAAGCUGAGACAGUCCUUCUGAGGCUAUUUCCAUCUCUGCAUUUUCUGUCAAAUCAGGCUUUUCUCUGCAGUGCUGCAGUUCAAACCUUGUUAUUGACAUUCAUACCUUCAUCACCUCCAGGCUAAAUUAUUGUGCAGCACUCCCACUUGGGUUCUGCUUGAAAUUGAUCUGAAAGCUGAAUUGGUUACACAAUGGUUACUGACUCUUUCCAUGGAUACAGUUUAAAGAAUCUAUGAUUCCUUCCUUCCACGUUGCUGUUACACCAACAGAUUCAAUCCAGAUCGUCAUCUCAUGGCUCAUAAUACUUUACCCAACAUUUUUUGCCAUCCUCCAGAGCAGGAGAGGUUGUCUAGGUUGUCCUUGCUAUCUAUUCCUAGAUACUAUUUGAGCGUGUGGGAGUGCAGUGCAGUACAGGACUCCGUCCAUGGAGGUCCCUUCUCUGAGGACAUUCCCCAGAGUUUUCCUGUGGCUGGCUCCUGACUCUGCAUCAGGCCUUUCUCCUCUGAUUUGUUCAUCUUUGGCUAUUUCAUUGCUCCACUUUUCUUUAACUCCCCUUUUUCUUUUUUCUUUGCUCAUGUAGUUUGGGCAGAGUCUUUUCCUGGACUAUUAUGUGUGAUAUAUUCAUUUAAAUUUGGUACCGAUGUCCAGAUAUUUUGCAAAGGAUGCCGUAGACAGUAAGUUAACACAGCCGCAGACAGCAUUUUUCUUUGAUGCCUUUGUGAUGCAGAGACAUCUUCUAAGUACUUGGAGGUGUUGUUACAAAGGUUUCACUGCUCCAAUAAAUGUGUUCUUACCAAAAAGGGAGUUUCUAACUUUGACCCGUGUUUUCCAGCGAUGCUGUGUUGACCUAUCAUGAUUGUGAGUGGCGUUUGUUUUUUUUAUUUUCACCUACUUAAAAUAUUCUCCUAUAAGAGCUGGGCCUUGUCUGCAAAGUCUGGAUCCAGCUUUUCAAAGCUGUGGGGUAUUUGGAUUAAUAGUUUUGGUUCAGACCCAUGUGUAAUAUAAAUUGCAGUAGUGACCUAUAAUGCUUAUAUGAGUCUUCCUUGAAUUUCUCAAUAACUCUAUUUUGUUCCAUUGACUAUAGUGGAGUUUAAUGGAUCAGUGUUUUCAUAACACCCAGGCUAUCUAUGUAGGUGGAUGAACAGUUCUGGGAAGGGUUUUAGCAUACAUUGACUGGACUUUCUACCAUCUCGCUAUUGUGGCUGGGAAUCUUUUAGGUUUGGCAUAGCUAAUGAGAUUAUCUAUAAGUAUCACUUUCAUAUGCAGGCUGGCAAGAUUUUUGCUAUUUUACUUCUCGUGUAAAGCUAGUAAAAUCAUAGGAUAUGUCUACACUGCAACGUAAACUCAGGCUUCAAAUUCAGGCUCAAGCCUUGCCCUCCUUCCGUCUACACAUAAAUCACUCUAAUCCAGAGUUCGGACCCAGGGCCCUAUGGUGGCGGAGGGUCCGAGCCUGAGUCAAGCUGGGACAGAGGGGGUCAAGCCUGAUUGCUUUGCAGUGUAGCUGUAGUCCCACUGGACUCAUGCUCCGGGAGUCUGACAAAAGUAUCCCACAAUCCCACAGGCCAACUUUCUUUGUCCUCUGGACAGUCAAGUUUGGUGAACAAUCAUGUUUUCCCACACUGCACCCAAACAAAGGACUAGAGCGGGCACGUUCAGUAGGAAGUCUGGGAUAUGGGUGGUUGGACUGUGGCCCACAUCAUACAGUGUAGACACUGAAGCGCCAGGUUGGGACCCAGGGUUCAACAAUUCCUAAUCUGGGGUUACAAAUGAGCAUAGAUGCUCAAACCCUAGCCCUGAGUUUACAUUGCAGUGUAGGCAUACUCCCAGUAGUGUGGCAGUCUCAUAGAAGUAGAAUGGCACCUGAUCAGCUCAUAUCGGAACUGGUCGAAAUCUUUUUGUCUUGCUGCCUUAAAGGGACAUCAACAAGAUUUCACUAAGAUUUUCAGCUUCCCUGUUAAAGUACUUUUCUAUCAUUACGCUGGCUUACCUCAUGCAAUCUAAUUAGUUUUGUCACACAGAGCUAUCCGGUAAUUGCAGCAGGAUUCCACUGGCUGGCUGGGGUACAGUCUCAGAAUCCUAGAAAUCUAGGGCUGGAAGGGAUCUUUAGAAUCCCUUGCCCCAUACGGAGGCAGUACCAAGUAUACCUCAACCACCCCAAAAGGUGUUUGUCUCACCUGUUUUUAAAAACCUCCAGUGACUGAGAUUCCACAGCUCCCUUGGUAACCUGGUCCAGUACAUAACUAUCUUUACAGCCGGAAAGAUUUUCCUAAUAUCUAACCUAACUCUCCCUUGCUACAGAUUAAGCCUAUUACUUCUUGUCCUACCUUCAGUGGACAUAGAGAACCUUGAAGACUGUUUUCCGGUCCCCACUCAGAUGACUUUUCUCAUGACUAGAUGGGCACAUUUUUAAAAUCUUUCCUCAUAGAUCAGGUUUUCCGAACCUCUUAUUGUUUUUGUUGCUCUGUUCUAGACUCUCUCCAGUUUGUCCACAUCAUUCUUAAAGCAUCUUUUAUUAUACACAUGGGUCAGACUUGCAAAAUUAGUGUGUGGAUUUUGAAUGCAUCUAAUAACAACACUGCCCCAACUAUUUAAUCCAGGAUUUUGAUUCACAUUGUAGCUUGAAUUGAGAUCCAAAUGUAGAUUCCCAUCUUCCUCCCUGAGGUUCAUAAGUAUUUGUGUCCAAGAUAUGGUUUGAGUCUCUGAAGUUAUAUGAGGUUUGGACCCCAGGAACUGGUCACUAUGAUGGUGUUUGCCCUUGUGGGUUUUGAAUGGAGGAAAAUGCUCCAUCUAAUUUCCUCAAAUCAGUUCAUUUCUGAUGGUUGUGAUGUUUGCUAGAAUGUACGUUUCUUCCUAACCAGGACAUUGUGAAUUUAGUAUUGCUUUCUGUUCAUCAGCUAAGUAAUUUAUCUCUUACUCUUUACGUCACAGUUUGUUGGAUUAUGACCAAGAAACUUUGGGUUUCUCAUCAGAAGAAACUCCCUUGCUCUUAUUUAGUAAAGGGCUUCAUGUCCCAGUAGCUGUUGCACUCUUCAAUGCAAUUUUUUUUCAUUAACAAUAUUAUUUGCUUAACACAUUUUUAGGUAAUAAUUUUUUGAUUUGGUUUAGCAAUUUUGCUCUUGACGUGGGUCUUUGUUGGCAGGUUGUAUCUUGAAAAAUGAGUUAUAUGUCACAACCAAAAUGUAUUCAUUGUUGUGGGUAUAGGACUUUUUCUGUUUUUUAAUGCCCUCCUGCUGAAUUCAUUGGGGUGCAUAGACAUCAGCUAACUUUUGCAGUUUUACUGAGCCAAGACAUACUCCUCAUCAUUCCCUUGAAUGGAAGGCGAGUGCACUGAUCAGGAGAACUAAGGAGCUGGAUUGCUGAGCAAUUUCCAAAUAAAGCAUUCCUUUCUGGGCUUUUCUUAAUAGCUGGGAUAUUUACUCAGGAUUUUGAAUCAGUUGUUGGCCAACACAAAUUUGGCAGACUGAAAAGCAUGGCCAGAAACCCCUGUCUCUUAGUUUCAUUUAGCAAUGUCUAAUUGACAGUAGCUAAAUUGUCCAAUUAAAGAUAUUCCAUGUUAAAGAAAAAAGAGGUGGCAGCUACAAAUUAGAAUUUCAAAGAAACAAAAUUUAUUUUUCUCUCUUGAGAGAAGUGCAUUAGAGGACUGUGUUUGGUCAUCUAAGGACUUAAAGCAGAUGAGACAGUGUUUUAUGUGUGGUGUUCUACACAGCAAAAAAGGUAUUAUCAAUGGGGUUAUAGUCCUUAAGCAUCUUCUCUGUCAUCCGCUUGUGUGGAAAUGCAUGUCAUACUCUAGUUUGUGUUAAUGAGGAAAAAACCCCAAAUAUAUUUGGUUUCUUCAGGAUUUCUCUUACCCAGUCUAACUAGGAUGUUCUUAAAGUGCUCAUUGCUACAGUAUCGAAGGGCUAAAUCAUACUGACAAAUUGAGAAGUGGGUUUAGAGAGAAAUAUGCCUAUUCACUUUUGUGCCCCUUUUCAAGAUUGGCCAUUGAGUUGUUUUCAUCAGUCUGAACAAUAACAAUCCAUGGAUAAUACACAGCUUUUCUCUUUGCCGUUCUUUCCAGUAAUCAUUGAAGCACUCAGGCCAGGAGUUUAGAUGCUACAAGUGGGUGUGAGUGCGUUAAUGCCAUUGAGCCAUAGUGAGCUGUAUAAUGGAUCUUUGAUGUUUGUGUACUUAUAGUACAUCUCUUACUCAGAUGAUCUGGCAAAAUGCUCUGUCUUCCAUUUUCAUUCUCUGUCUUUUUAAUGUAAGCCGGUGUGCUCUGUUGUAAUUCACUCUCCAGUUCAUACUGAUGUGUUGUGAUCUGAUGAAGGUUCUGCUCAGUCUUUUCAAACUGUAGCCAUGGUAAUUGGGUGGGUAGAAUGAAUACAUAAAAGUGUAAUGGCAGUUUUGAAUGACUGGGUGUCCUCCUGACAUGUAAUUAGCUGCUUCAGGAAGAUGUAGAUUGGCAUAGUUGUAAUUAAAAGGAUUUCUGUCCUUUUAUGUGAUUGAAAACAGCAGAUCUUCCAUUCCCUAAUUUCCCUUAGUACCAAUGCACUCAACAAUGUUUGGAACAGCUACUUAGUAAACUAAAAUAAUGACCUGUUCCUUAUAAUGCUGGACAAAACUGGGAUUAGGUUUCUACGCAAAGCUUUUUUCUCUUUCUUUUAUCCUGGCCAUAUCUGUAUAGCGUCUCAUUGGGUUGCAAAAAAAAAAAAAAAAAUGCAUGCAAUGGCUUAAUUAUUUUCCAUUUUCUGAAUGAAGGGUCACUAGAAACCCAGAGAACCCAGUUUAUUUCACACCUUAAUACUGGCAUUGCUUUCAUCCUGAAUCUGUCCUUGGAAUAUACUGCUUGUAUUGUUGUUGUCCAACCCCUGGACCAGACAGUAUAAUUAGCUCUUAGAUGCUCUCAAGUAAUCUCGUUGUAUUAUCUCAUGCUGGGAAUGUUGUCAGCAGGUGUCAUCAAGUUUUGAGCUGCAUGUCACUUAGACUGCCUAUUGUGAGUGCUGUGGAGAAGUGAUAUGAGUUAGCUCACCUUAUACCUCAGAUAUCAAAAUAGAUCCUAAUGUCAAACAAGAACUCCGUUGUCCUCCACUUGCUGUUCUGCCAGGUAACAGAGCUGAAUAUAUAGUGGUGACCCAAGCUGCUGUUGAAGUCACUGCAUAAGUUCUCACUGGAUACUGUCAAACACCUAUCACAAGGCGUGACAAACACUCCCCCAUUGUGCUGUUUGGAGAUGAUGCAAGAGAAACAUUAUCUAGUGAUGGAUCUUGAGUACAGCUGCGCUGGGUCUAUGCUGCAUUUCCACCCCAGUAACAUUUCUUACCUUUUUUGUCACCAGAGCCACCCCUGGCAUUUCAAUCACAUUGGACCAGAUUUACAAAGGCACUUCAAGAUGCAGGCAGGCGUCUAGCGGGAUCCGCCUAAGACGCUUAGGCACUCUUGUAAAUCCCAGUCGAUACCUUUCUGUUUCCUUAGGUGCCUAAAUACCUUUGUAAGUCUGGCUCAUUGUCCAGUGCUGUUCAGAGCAGGUCUACCUGACCAGAUGGCUAAAAAUCUGUUUAUGCCAGUUCUCUCAACAUCACCAUCUCCAGCGAUGCUGUACUAGCAGCAGGAACGGCAGGAAAUUUUUUGGUGGGGAGUCAUAAUGUGUACACAACUUUAGGCAUUAAUUUUGCUGCUAUUGUUUGCUAGACUACCUAGAUUCUUUCCUGACUUGCCUGACUCAAGUCUUCCAUGUCAUGACAAGACACAAAAUGUAGCAUAAGUAACAUACAUUUGUAAUUAGUGUGUCUUUAAGAGGAUAACUUUGGCAUUCUGAUCUGUUUUGACAUCGUUCAAGAUUUUUUAAAAAUACAUUUACUCAUAAAGUUAUCCAUUGAAUCAUUCAAGCAGAGCAAAAGAGAUAAUGGAAAAUAAGUCAAUGACUAAUCUUCUGCAUCCAAUAUAUCCACAAGGCGUAUUUGACAUUGGUAAUGCUGAUUAUUUAAGUCUGCUGAUAAAGUUGCUGCUAUCAGUGUGACAGGACUAUAGCAAUGGGACUGUAAACGUCACUCCACUGCUAACCAGAGCCAGGGAUCUGGAAUAUCAGCUCAUCAAGGAGUUUUUCCUAAACCAGGGUGGGAGGCAUUGCCUUUGCAUGUUGUGACCACAUCUUUGAAAUCAACAUGGAAUCAGAUCUUCUUUAGCACAUUUUGAAUUACCUUCUUUUUAAGAUGUAUGUUUUCUCCAAGUGCAAAGUAGUGACAGGGUUGGUUUACAUAACAGAUAGCAAUGGAUGUAAUGGGCCAAAUUUCAAUGGAGCUGCUCUGGAUUUACUCUGGCAAAGUAAAAAUUUGGCCUGAUGUUGGGAAAGUCCAGCUACUUUGUAAGAGAGUAUUAAACCACUAAAAGAGAAGGGAAAAUGAUUGAAUUCUAUAUGCACUAAAUUUCCAUCUCCCUCAUCUUCAGAAGUGUGUGACAUGUACAAUCCAGUGUGGUUACUGGAGUUUUGUUGUUUCAGUAUAUUGUGAAAUCAAGUCUAGUUUUCUGUUUGGCAGCAAACCCAAGUUUUUUAACAUUGUUAGUCAAUAACCAUUUUUCUACAGCUUUAGUUUUGAUGCUUAGAUAAAGUAGUAAGUCUGGGGAAGAAUAACCCUAAAUGUAAUCUCCUUUUUAUUAGUUUGUAAACAGUCUCUCUCUGGUUCUCCAGAUCAUCUGUGUUUUUGUUUGUCUCUUGAUCCCUGUGCGUGUUGAUGACUCUUAACAAAAUAGGUCUUAAUACUGAUAGGUAUAGGGUGCCUAUUGCAAACUUCUGCCUGACCUGCUAAAUAAGAAUCCUGUAUCAUAGAUAUCAUAUUUAUGACUAAAAUAAUAUCAUCUAGACUUAGAAGUCACCUCUUCGAUCAUCUGGUCUAUCUGCUUGCAAGAGCAGGAUUGGGCCUGGAGUGCCAGGAAAGCUCCAGUGUGACACUAUCAAAUAUUUGAAGUUACGGGUAUGUUACACCUACUGCAGUCCUUCGGACAAAUUAAUUAGGCAUUUCUAGCACACAGUUAAAGUACUCAGGUUUGUCUGGUAUGAUUAGUUCUUUAUGUAAAUCAUGGUAGUCAUUGCUGGUGAUACUCAGUGUACAGGUAUUCUUUUUUAACUGUAUGUUAUAUUAUUUAACCUAUGUGGAUGGCAAACAUGCAGGAGAGGAGUGUUGUUGAUCAUCAUAUUGCUGUUUUGCCCACCAGUCCUCUUGAAUCUCCCUCACUUCUCCAUAACUUUACUAACUGCCUGCCUGCCUGCCCUUCUUUCUUUCUUUCUUUCUUUCUUCCUUUGUUUCUUUCUUUCUUUCUUUCGCAGUGAUGGUGGUAAGUUCAUUACAGAUUCCCAGGGGAUGCCUAUCUUGCAUAUUUGCUGAUUUCUGUAGACGUUCUGUUUUUCCAUGUAAUGCCAUCUUUCCCCAGAAUCUCUAUUCACAAGGCGUUCAUUGCUUCCUAACUUGUCCUGUGGCUUUCUGAUUUAAAAUGCCAUUUGAAAAAAGCAGGUCAGGAACUCAGUGAAAUGAUCUUUUAUAUCACUACCUUCAUUUAUUAAUGGGAGAGCAGUCUCUCUGGUCUUUUACCAUCUCCUGAUAUUUGUGGAAGCGUUGCUUACUUCGCUUAGCUUCUUGUGUUAGAAUUAACUUAUUGCUUGCUACAACCUUCCCCCCACCCCCGUAGUCUUACUCUCUUCUUAUUUGGUUCCUCCCUGCCUUCUCCAUUUCUGGUACGGGCACUGUAUUACACUCAGAUCUUUGAGCAGUAUAUCUAUUAGUCAGUUUUUUAUCUGUUUAAUAGUACUUCUGUCCAAGUCACCAUAUUGUUAGACUUUCCCUUAGGUUAUCAAAUGGUGCUGUAUCAGAUGCCUACUUGAAGUCCAGAUAUAUUGUCCAUGCUGAAGUAUAAAUAUGAAACACUUUGUAGAGUCAACCCUCUGAUCAUAAAAAGAAAACCAAAACACAUAAAUUCAGGCAGUUUACAGUAGUUCUUCACUAGUGACAUCCUGAAUGAAAUAACUCAGUGCUAAAUUUUGGACCACAGCUAAAGGCCACUUCCAGGGUAUUAUUUUCAUUUGGUUUUGUUCUCCUUUUCAUACCUGAAGCUUGAAACUCUUACACUAAUUACAGAUGUUUUUCUUGGUUUGCACACUGGUUUGCUAUUGCCCAUCCUUGUGAUGCCUGAGCUGUGAACAGGAUAAAAUAGAUCUGCAAAGCUUUGUCCACGAAGACUUGAUAGUGAUUCUGAUCCUUGCCUCUCCCAGAUUCUAGGUCUGUUGUCCAGCUUUGCAGUUGGAGUGGCUUUGGGGUUUUUGGAGGUUGGGGGGGGGGUAUGCUGAUUGAUAUAAGAUAUAAAAAUUACGUUCAAAUGUUUGGCUUCCCAACCUCGACUGUUAUCCAUUGAAGCUUCUCUUUAUUUCUUGGUUGAUGUUCAAAUUCCGGUACUGGAUUGUGAUUUACUCUUACCUGGAGAUUCUACCUGUUUCUAGUUUAUUUGAGAUCAGAGCUUAGCUUCAUUUUCUGAGAGUAGCAGGUUCCUGUUUCAUUGUUCUUUGGGCUGCAAACUGGACCAGCAGGAAUACCCUCACAUGCCUUUUAAAUCCAGCUGUCAUGUUAGCAGUGUCAUUGUGAAUUCUGUCAACAACAGACCCUCCUAGGUUGCUACUGAGAGGUUGGGGAGCACUCCCAAUGGAAGGGCUGAGCCCGCUGCCUGUAUCGUAGGCUGGGAGGCCGUGAAGCCUCGUUGGGAGUCACAUAUCGGGUUCCACGUGCCAGCAUGGCGGAAUAUCACAAGCCGAUGAACCAAUACAGGGACGGCUUUUACCUUAAAGCUGAUACUGGACUAACCAAUUUAAAGUAGGUUUAGUUUGAACAGUAGUUCUAGCUAAGCGUGACAAGUUCAAGUCAGUUGCAUGCCCGGGGGUGUUAUUUUCCUUGACAGAUUGCCUUGGCUGUCUCCUUCUGGACCUUUCUGAUCUUUUCAAGGCUCAUCAUGAGUGCCCAGUAAGUAUGAAAUGUGUGCAGUACCUUUUCUUGAGUGUCCAUUUAAAAAGUGCCUAAGUGAAUAACAGGACUCUUGAGAGAGCUGGAGGAAUAGGACUCGACCCCAUUUCCCUCCUGAGAAAGGCCCCUCCCUGCAGUCCUUCCACAUGCAAAACUCCCAUUGACUUCAGUGGGAAUCCAGAGCCUGGAAUAACUGCAGAAUCAGGCCAGAAAGAAAUCCUCAUUGCUUUUUCAUUUUGCCUUCCCCUCCUCCUUCCCCCGUUCUUAGAGAACUUCUUAGGAAUCUUCUGUUUCUCAAUCAAAUCUUUAUAAUCUCUGAUUUGGAAACAAAGAGCCAUGAGUAGAAUUAAGUUUCUGUUUCUAAAUUAUAGGAAACUGCCUCUAGGAUUCUGGAUACACGUGACGGUGUCUAUAUUGAUCACUCAUAUCUGGGUAACCAACCCUCUGAGAUCCUGGAUAGGAGUGACGAAAUGUACAUAUAGAAUCACCUCUCUGAAAAUCAUGGAGGCUGUUUCCUUCUGUGUUCUCAAUUAUGUCUAAGUUUAUAAUAGUGACAGCUGCUCAGCGUUUUAUCAAAAUCAUUUAACCGUUGACAGGUUGUUAUAAUUUUGUAAACAUCUCUGAGAAUUUUAUAUGGAUUUAAAAAAAAAAAGUAUCUGAAAUGCUGGUUUAAAAAAAAUCACAUGAAAGGAGACUUCUUAUUUUGUGUGACCAUACUAAAUACAAGUCUUAUAACAAAACCACAUGGUUCGGAUUUAUUGGUACCACUUAAGGAUUCAAAAAAUGGGAGUCAUCCAUGUGUAGAUGCUUUAUUUUUCAUUAAUCACACAAUUUAUUUUCACUCUGGCAAUUUAAUAAUGCCGAUGAGUUGGGAAGCUAUGGGCAAUUACUAUUGGCAAAGAUAGCGAUGAGUAGAUCUAAGCAGCAGAAGACAGACGAUUAACUUGUAGGAUCACAAUGGAUGUUGAUAAAGCCGUGAUCAAAGGGGAAUCUAUUGCGGUGGUACUAAUGAAAAUAAAGUAUUUGUGGAGUUAUAACACACAAAGACUGUUCGGCAUUGUACUGUCACCCUGAUGGCUAGAUGUCUUUUUUUUUUUUUUUUAAAACAGAUUGUCAAUCACCAUGACUGUAAUUGAAAAGAGGUAAAUGUAACCGUGAGUGUUGCAAACCUACAAGGGCGGGGGGGGGGGGGGAACCCAAUGGAACAGUAUCAGAGGAGGGAAAAAAAGUCUGUGUUUUUUUUCCUUUAGUUUGACUGGAUUUGAAUGUGCAAAAAACUAGCAAAGUGCAAGGGUAUUACCUUUUUCAUUUCAGAAUUCCCUGCCUCUUCAUUUUGUUCCAGUGUAACUUUGACUCGGGGGAGAGUGGAGUGUUAAAUCAACCUUGCAUCUGUGUUAAUGAAACGGCAAGCGAGCAUGACUGUUGUUGUAAUCAUGUGUGUGUUGGAUGGCUGGUAGUCACCUGCAGUUACUUCAUGUGUCCACCAAAUGCAUAAGAUGAGCUACUUCCUUUCUUUGCUGGUCAGUAUAAGCCCGCCGACAAGUUUCUUUUGUGUGUGUGUUUCUCUGUUAAUUUCUAGAACCCUUCAUCUCUCACUAGUGUAUUCCCCGGGUGGAAAUCACACACGUCUCAUCUGCUGUAGGUGUACAGACUACCUCAAGAGGUAAACCUGGUGUCCUAUAGUCCUGCAUCCACAGUCUUUUUUGCAUUAGCGUUAGCACACACACACUGGAAUGUAUAUUCUCCCUCCCCCCGAAUAACCUCUUGACCUGAUCCUUGCUGUAGACACCAACUCCUAUUGCAAAUUGGAUGCUGCUUUAAAUGUGAAAACAAUUGUUCAAAAAGCUAUAAAAACCUGAAUGAAAGCUAAAGCUGAAUUUAUAAGCCUUGUUGCAUAUGAGCCAAAAGUGCAAAAUGCUCUAUAUAAUGAACUAACCUGCCACUCAUAUAAAUAUAAAUAUAUAUAAAUAUAUUAAAAUCAGACUGUUCUACAAAAUUGUGUAUUUGUAUUUUUGUGUACGUACAAUUUUCUGCUAAGCAGAAGGAGGAUGUAGUAUAGGAUGAUGUGAGAAGAGAUUUUGUUUAAUCAUAUUUCUUUGUUACUUAUUUUUGUUAACAUCCAGAUGCCUGUCUUUGUCUUUAUAUGUGUAUGACACUGUUUAAAAGCUGCAGUAUCUCUCUCCCAUCAAGUAGAUAUUAUCGGAUAUUUUAAACCCUUUCGGCACUGAAAGCAUUUGAUAAUGCAGGCACUGUCAUCCCCUGCAAUAUGCCUACGUCAAUUAUUUGAACAAGGGCUACUUGCCCAUAUUAAAGGGUACAUACUCCACAGUGGCUAUGCGAAAUGCUGUAGGAAGAGAAUAUAUCUUGGAGGAAAUCUCAUUCUGCCAUUACUCCCAAUGGAGGCAGGAACUGUUGUGGAAUCUAGCAGGGAUAGAGAGCUUUCCAAGCAGGAGUCCUCCAGCCACGCUCCAUGGACAGCCACUGAAUCUUUCCUGGUGGCCCUCAGCCCUGAAGUAUUUGAGAUCCAACUAGUGCAGGGCUGGAAGGGAAGAUGACCAAUGAGAGGAUCCUUCUGUUAGGAAGUUGCUUUCAGGCUACAAAAAGUUAGAGAAAUAAAAUCUUACACCACAAGUGAGUGAACCUCAGAAAGCAACAACAAAUAGUCAUCUGAGGAAUAGGCCAUAUGGGAGCUCAGCGAGAGCCAGCCUUUGCUCUCCAUUGGCACAUGCUGUCGUAGUCUAUUCUUGUUCCCGGGGAAGGCGUGUCUGCUACAUCUUAUGUGGGAACUGCCUCCACUUUACUUUUAAAAAAAGAAAAGUACUAAAUGUUCUGUUAAUCACCCCACACACUACGGUUGCCCUAUUGUAAGAUGGUUUGGACCAUUGCUGUAAGGAUACUUUAGUACAUCUUAUUAAAUAAGGGCCCCAAACCUCCAUUUAUCGCUUGAUACGCUUGCAACACAGAAAUAAUAUUCUGAAAGCGCCUUUUCAAAAUUGCUGAAUAUCUCCAAUACAUUGCAGGAGCGUGCGCCAUGAUUUUCAUUGUUUUGGAUCUCUCAGCUACAGUUUAAAAGGAAAAACAAGUAAUCUUUCCCUUUUGGGUGUGGUGGGAAAGUUAUUUAUAAAGUGUAACGUUGAUAGCUGUACAGGGAGACUGAAAUGUCAAAGCAGAGCUGGGUAAAACAGCAUGCAGGACAUAUGGAAGGGAAAGUGUGGUCUUGUUGCUAAAGGACAGGUCUAGGAGUCAGUUGAUCUGGGUUCUAACUCCAGUUCUGCCACAGACUUUCUUGUGUGGCCUUCAGACAAAUCUUUCUGUGCCUCAGUUUCUCCAUUUGCAAAAUGGGGAUAAUAAUACUUACGUAACUUUUAUAAAGUGCUUUGAGAUCCUUAGAUGGAAGGCACAAUAAAAGUGCAAAGUAUUAUUAGGUUUUUCCUUUGUGCCCUUCAUAUAUUUUUUUAAAAAGUAACAUUUAAUUUUGGAAUUAGUUCUUCCACAAGGAGAAUGAUACUGCAUCUUUAUACGUAGGGCUCAUAUUUAUAACAAUGUGUAAUGACUGUAGCAAAAGUCCUUGUUUCUGUAUGUGAAUGGACAGAGAAACAAGUGCUCUAUUGUAUUGAUUAAAAUAGUUAAAAUGAGUCCUGUAUCAUUGUAUCUCCUAUUCUGGAUUAGUGCCUUUUGGACAGUAGACUGUUCUGUAAUUAAAAUGUAGUAUACCUGCUUUUUUGUACAGUUUUGUUUUAAUAAAACUUUUUUUUAA
This is a messenger RNA of Chelonia mydas (Green sea turtle), 17872 nucleotides long. It is a transcript of the gene HMBOX1, whose product is annotated as homeobox containing 1. Gene Ontology annotation, cellular component: nucleus. The record is from RefSeq and is a predicted model, not a curated record. The transcript has 11 exons. Bases 373 to 1737 code for a protein of 454 amino acids. Gene Ontology annotation, biological process: positive regulation of DNA-templated transcription. Gene Ontology annotation, molecular function: double-stranded telomeric DNA binding. NCBI's taxonomy places the organism in Eukaryota, Metazoa, Chordata, Testudines, Cheloniidae.